ACCGGUUUUCGUCGUCCGCUUUAACACGCAGGCCAUAUCUGUAUUUGCAUCACGGAUUACCAACGGAACAGUUUUCCUUGGGCUCAGGCUGAAGGAUAAAGGACAGGACCUCUCUUCAAAGCCCAAGCUGGCCAAGGAUGUCUUCGAAACGGCGAAAACGAUGAAGGUGAAACUGCUUGUGCUAGUGACGCACAACGUCAGAGACAUGGACAAAGCAUCGUGCAUCUCCGAGCCGGUCAGCUCGUGGUCGUCCAAGGCCUACAAAAAUACCACAAGGCCCGCCCUAGAGCAUAUCUUCAAGUUCCUCGAGGCCGGUCUGCGUGGUGAGAAGGAGAUCGAGGUCACCCUCUCCUCCACGCUCGUGUUCGUCUUGUUCCGCAUGAAGAACCCGGUGUCCAAGCCGCUCAAGUUCGGGGAACCAUGUGUUCGAAACCACAGGAUGUCCAUGGAGCGCUACUGCGUGGACGGGCCGUCGAACGUGCAAAUCCACGCCGACACUUUGAGCGCAGUCGGCUUCGACGGAGACAGACUCUUUAGCUUCGAGAACGCCGAGAGCAUCGCGAAGAAGAUGCGCCAGUUCGUGAUGCCACUCGACGACAAGGUGUUCCGCCGAGUGGGCUGGGCACUCUUCGACCUCGCCUUCGAGGUGUACGACGCCGACUCCUGUCGCGCCAACGAGACCACCGCGACGAAGUUCUCGCGGGUCGCCGUCGCCAAGCCCAUCUUGAGGGAGAAUAGGAUGCGCAAAUUCAAUAAAUGAU
This is a messenger RNA of Dermacentor silvarum, 761 nucleotides long. RefSeq lists its product as uncharacterized. Bases 161 to 760 code for a protein of 199 amino acids. The transcript has 4 exons. Lineage: Eukaryota; Metazoa; Arthropoda; Arachnida; Ixodida; Ixodidae. The record is from RefSeq and is a predicted model, not a curated record.